Aspergillus puulaauensis is the source of this 2328-nucleotide messenger RNA. RefSeq names its product putative ARS binding protein Abp2 (gene abp2). Bases 1 to 2328 code for a protein of 775 amino acids. Gene Ontology annotation, molecular function: DNA replication origin binding. The transcript has 2 exons. The record is from RefSeq and is a predicted model, not a curated record. NCBI's taxonomy places the organism in Eukaryota, Fungi, Ascomycota, Eurotiomycetes, Eurotiales, Aspergillaceae.
AUGCAGAGCACCUUCCCCACAGUGAUCAACCAUCCCGAGCGGAACGAGCUAGGCGCCACUCCCAUGGUCAUCCAGCAAUAUGCGAGGUAUCCUGCCUCCAUAGAGCCGGGGAUACAGAGUGCCUCGUCCAUCGGCAGCGCCCAUUCGCAGCUGGCUAACUCCAAGUCGCCCCCACUCCAUCGCAAAGCAACUCCCCGCAGUGUACAAUCUUCUCCCACUAUCCAGCGCCCAGCUGUUCCCCCGGGGCCACCCGCGCGCUCAGGGCCGUCGAUGUCACCUCCAAUAUUCGACUCCCUGCGGCAACGACAGAUGCGCGACUCAAUAGACCGGGCCGAUUCGCGUGCGUUACCGUCUCGCGACAUUACGGAUGACAACAUCGAUGAUGCCUAUGUCCUUUUCAUAUUUUAUUGUAACCCCAAUGUUCCAGGGUCUGCCGAUUCAACAGAGCUGCGCAAAACCUUUCGGUGCCCUCCGCGUAGUGAUGGCAAGAGCUUCAGUAUCUUUACUCUUUGGGAAUUGAUCAAAAGGCUCGAUAGCAAAGAGCUGAAAACAUGGAUCCAGCUAGCCAUUGAACUUGGAGUGGAACCACCGGACAUGGAGAAGAAACAAAGCACCCAGAAGGUUCAACAAUAUGCAGUUCGCCUCAAGCGCUGGAUGCGUGCCAUGCAUGUAGAUGCAUUUUUUGAAUACUGCCUUGGUCACCCACAUCCAUACUACACACAACUUCCGCCGAAUAACGCCGUGGUCAGUGAUAGUCGCGAUGGUGUUCCUUUGGAAGAAGAUCUCGCUUUAAGAGCCCUGGUACCUGAAUGGAAACCAAAGCGGGGGAGGAAGAGAGCGGAGGAGAGAGAAAUGAACGAGAGGGCCCUGAAAAGGCCCCAACUCGAUACAUCUGUUGGUCUUUUCCAGGCAGGCCCAUUUCCUGCUCAUUCAACGGCAUUUCCCCAAAGCGCUAUUCCUUUCAGCGCAUUCCCAGACGACAUCGAUCCACCCGAUCCAUGGAUGGCAACAUCCUCAUUCCCGGCCGAUGCGCCUACCGAUGCAACUGGAACACAGCAGGGGCAAGAUAUCCGCUGGAAAAGCCUCGACCGCGAGGCAUCACCCGCUGCGUACCCGCAAUCAGCAGUCAUCCCUAGAGGACAUCAUUCAGCAGACCUCUUUAUUCCGUCCGCCGAACCACGAUCCGCAGUCACACCAUCGACCGGGGAAAAGUCGCGUGCUAAAAGACGACAUGGCCCUGCCGUCUCAUCUGCCUGGCCAAACAAUACAACCUCCUCUACUGGUAAGAUGCGUGGCAGACCGCCAAAUAGGGGAACGGUAUCCGGGCCGUUUUCCUCCUUCCCCGUUAAUCCCAACCGUUCCGACCCGUCUCACCUUCACAGCACUGGAGCUAGGCCAACGCCUACCAUUGUUCUUGAGCAAGACUCUGCCCAGUACCAACAGUCCCCCACACCAAUAAAUGCGAGUGGGAAACCGAACAAGCUCCAGCUUCAAGUGCCACAGCACACGGGCGCUCCCGUGCGACUUGCAACCCCACCUACAAUGCUGAUAAACGGUGCGAACAACGCAUCUGCUGUUAUGAAAAACGGAACCGCAGAUUUUCAAGCGCAGGGACCCGGCAACACGCCCAUUGCUAACCCAUCAUCCAAUAUCAAUCGUGGCGGCGUUCCGAACACGAUAAUAAAUCCUGAUGAUGUGGCACGAAUACUCUCUGGUGAGCUCCUUCAGGCGAGACUCACUGGGAGGCAGACUGGUUUAAGCGCAGAAGAGGCGAGGGCCUUAGCGUCAGUCGUGGUGACCAACUUGACUGUCUUGUAUUCCAAGUUGCCUUUCGGUUCUGCUGCUCUAACGUCAGCACUGCACCUUGGAUUAGGACCAUAUUUUGGGUAUUCGGGAGUGACGGACAAUGUGCUAGCAGUCCACAUCAAGCCGAGUCUGAAAAGUACCUGUGAUUCUGGCGUCCCGACCACAAGUGAAGGCUCGGCAACUUCCGUCUAUAACCUCUCUGUCGAAUACAAACACGGUCCGGGCUUCGUAACGAAAGCCUCAUUCGAAGAUCUCCACAUUACUAACGCCGACGUCAAUCCUUCAAUAGCCAUAGGCACAUUUGACAAUGCCCCACGACAACACAACGAAUUGGAUAGUAACGUCGGUGAGCUAGACAGCUUCACUGACGCUGAAUUUGAAGUGGACGGCCCCGAAAUUGCUACCCCCGAGACGACAUGGAAGCAACGGUACAUGAAGCUUCGUGCACAAAUGCAGAAGAGGGAACGAUCGGUAUCCCAGUACAAACGAAAAAUUCUCGAAUCCGUAAUGGCAGAUAUAUAA